GGCAGCAGAGCUCCCUGGUGCUUGUCGAUAUAAAAGUGGUGGGGUGCUGCAACAGCCUUGCCUUCUCACUCAGAAAACAAGCUAGAUACAAAUGGGAUCCUCCCAAGGGAAAACUGGGCAGCUGCUAUUGUGCUGUCAGUAUGGGGGCAUUCCCCUCCCCCCCCACUGGCUAAAGCCCUUGUGAGUAGGGAGCUUUCUCCAAUCCCAGAUAGAUUAGGGAGGCCAAUCCUAGAUUAACCUGACAGGGGAUUAGAAAGGCAGUCCAGUUAGCAGUUGUUAGAACGCAUCACGGGGUGUUGGGUAGUAGGUUCUUCCUUACCACAGGGGAGGAAAGAGUGAGGCAAAGACAGAGGGGUAAGAAAGUAUAACAGACAACAGGGCCACUCUGGCUCCUUAAGGUGGUUACUGUACAGCACAGUUCUCUCUGCUCCUGAACGGCUGAACUCCACCUAGGGGAAGUGCAGGGAGAAGGUGCAGUGUUGUCACAGCCUCAUUCAGGGUGGGCAGCCUUAAGCCAGAUAUGCAGUAGCUAAAGACUGUUCGAUGAGCCCCAGGAGGAAGAAAACUCAUCCCAACAGACAGGAAACGAAGAAACACUCAGCUCCAGGAAGAGCAAGAACAACAGUCGGUGUGACCAGCAACCAAAGAGGUGAGGUGGGAGAUCUGCCGACAGCUUCAACAUGAAUGAAAUGUACCUGCUUAAUGUGGAAGGAGUCAAGAAAAAGAUUUUACAUGGAGGCCGUGGGGAGCUGCCGGAGUUCAAAGAUGGGAGCAAGCUCACAUUCCACUUUCAGACGCUAAAAGACGACUUUGAGCGCAUGGUGAUAGACGACAGCCGACAGGCUGGCAUCCCCAUGGAGAUCAUUGUGGGGAAACUAUUCAAAAUCGAGGUGUGGGAGACCUUGCUGACCUCCAUGAGGAUCGGAGAAGUGGCAGAGUUCUGGUGUGAUGCUAUUCACACGGGCAUGUACGCGCUGGUCUCCAAGGGCAUGAGGAGGAUUGCGGAGGGCAAGGACCCGUUGGAGGGGCAGAAGCACCGCUGCGGGAUGGGGAACAUGUUCGACUACCACAGCACAGGUUAUGCGGACCUUGAUGAGCUGCAGAGGGUCCCCCAGCCUCUCAUCUUCAUCAUGGAGCUUUUCAAAGUGGACGACCCCUCAUCCUAUAAACGGGACACCUGGGCCAUGAACAAAGAGGAGAAACUGUCGGCAGUGCCCGUAUUGCACAGCGAAGGCAACCGGCUGGUCCUCCUCAAGAGAUACCAGGAAGCAGCGGCGAAGUAUCAGGAAGCAGUCAUCUGCCUGCGGAACGUCCAGGCCAAGGAGAAGCCCUGGGCUGAAGACUGGCUGAGCCUGGAGAAACUCAUCAUGCCCCUUGUGCUGAAUUACUGCCAGUGCCAGCUGGAGCUGGGGGAAUACUAUGAGGUCUUAGAGCACACCACCGACCUCCUCCAGAAGGACAAUGAGAACGUGAAGGCUUACUUCAAGCGCGCAAAGGCCCAUGCCGCCAUCUGGAAUGAGAAAGAGGCACGAGAAGACUUCCUGAGGGUGGCUCAACUGGACCCAUCACUGGGAGCGGCUGUGAAGAAAGAGCUGAGGCUGUUGGGGGAGAGGAUGAGAGAAAAACAUGUGGAAGAGCGGCAGAGAUACCAGGGCCUCUUCCAGCAGCCUCAGCUCAAGGGGGCAACAAAAGGGAAGGGGCAGUGGGGAGGAGAUGGGAAUGCUGGAGCUGGAAGGGAGGAGGGAGGAGGUUCUGCGGAAGGUAGGAAGAAGACAGAACUGGGAACAGAGAGCUCCACAGCCAAGGAGGAAGAACAAGACCAAGGGAUUUCUGGAGCAGAGGGGGGUACAAGAGAGGCAGAACUUGAAGAAAACACACAUGCAAAGAGGGAACAAGGCCUGGGGGAGUCUGGGGCAGAGACAGGACCUGGGAAAGAGAGUGCCAGAGCAGAGAGGGAAGAGCCAGGGGACGAAACAGACCAAGGAAAUAGUGAGGUCAAUGGUGGGAUGGAGGAGACAGGAUGGGCAUAAGAGAACGUAGAAGCAGAGAGGGAAGAGCCAGGGGAAGGAACACACCAAGGGAAUUCUGGGGUCAAUGGAGCAGGGGGAGGCCAAGGAAACUCAGAGACAGGCCUUGGAGAAAGAUAUUCCAGAGCAGAGGGAAAGAGCAAGCCCACGUGAUUGAGCAGCAGAGUCUCAUAGCGUUCAUGGCCAGAAGGGACCACUAGAGAGGCCUUGGAGAAGAGAAUGCCAGGGAGAGGAGCUCAGAGGCAGAUAAAGAAUGGAGAAGGAAAGCAGAAGGUUGCUCCAGCACUACAGCAGCAGAGCAGAACUUGGGGGAAGGGGUUGGGCCUGGCGCAGAGAACAGCAGGAUCCUUCGAGACGAAUGUUGAGAAAUAUAAGAUGCUUCCUUGCUAACACACUGUGGGGAGGUCAGCACUGAAGGACAGUGCUGCCACCGGCUAGGGCUGCCUAGGCAGGCAAAGAGAGGUAGGCACAGGGUCCCAGCCACUAUCAGUGUAGUGCAGGACAGCAGAGAGCCCAGGGAGGGAAAUUCAAUACAGAGGGCCCAGGGCCAGGCUCAGAUAGUGGGGGACUAGCAGGUCCAGUUGGGCUGCUCUGUGAGUAGUUAGACUCUGGCCUGAACGAACAGCCCUGGCUCAGUGAAAGGUGACUGGGUAUUGGCUGGAGCUCUGUGCCAUCUGUAUGGUGCAGGCUUCCUCCCAAACCCUGUCACUGCUGAGCCACCAAUGAAAGCAGGAUCUGACCACAUAACCUCACCCAACGUGCAGGAGCCAAGGCUGCCAACUUCAUCUUCGUGAAUCAGAUUGAUGCCUCAUGCACCUACUCUCCCAGCUCACUCGGUGCUAGAGCCCACGUUCACCCUGUGCUGGGUCAGCAGUGCUAACCCUGCUUCCUGCUGCUGAGCUUGCUCACUGAGAAAUAAAGUGCAUCCCUGGCAGGAUUC
Gopherus evgoodei (Goodes thornscrub tortoise) is the source of this 2967-nucleotide messenger RNA. Its product is annotated as aryl-hydrocarbon-interacting protein-like 1. Gene Ontology annotation, molecular function: peptidyl-prolyl cis-trans isomerase activity; protein binding. The coding region runs from base 681 to 2030 and encodes 449 amino acids. NCBI's taxonomy places the organism in Eukaryota, Metazoa, Chordata, Testudines, Testudinidae. The record is from RefSeq and is a predicted model, not a curated record. The transcript is spliced from 6 exons.